AUGCAGGUGCUGCUCAAGGCUUUCAAGUCGUACCAGAAAGCCUUCUGGCCUCAUACGGUCAUCCUACAUGGAAAACCAGGCGUUGGAAAGUCAUCUUUGGCCAGAAGUAUCAUUCUGGGCUGGGCACAGGGUAAACUCUACCAAGACAUGUCCUAUGCCUUCUUCUUCUCUGUUAGAGAAAUAAAAUGGACAGAGAAGAGCAGUUUGGCAGAGUUGAUUUCCGAGGAGUGGCCAUACUUGCAGGCUUCCGUGGCAAAGAUCGUGUCCAAACCUGAAAGACUCUUGUUUGUCCUGGAUGGUUUUGACGACCUGGACUUGGCCCUCCUGCAGGAUGACAUGAGGCCCUCUGGAGACUGGGAGGACGAGCAGCCCAUAUACAUCCUGAUGUACAGCCUCCUGAUGAAGGUCCUCCUACCCCAGUCCUGUCUCAUAAUCACCACCAGAGACACGGACCUAGAAAAGCUCAAGUCAUUGGCGGUGUGUCCCCUCUACAUAUUGGUCGGAGGACUGUCGGCGACGAGGAGGACUCAGCUACUCCUCGAGGACAUCUCCAAUGACCAGCGAAGAAAGCACGUGGUCCGUACUGUGAUAGAGAACGACCGGAUAUUUGACCAGUGUCAGGUCCCCUCCAUAUGCUCACUGGUCUGUGAGGCUCUGAAGCUACAGGAGAAGCUGGGAGAGAGAUGCGCCCCAGUCUGCUGGACUCUUACCAGUUUGUAUGCCACCUUGGUGUUCCACCAGCUCACCCCACGAGAGCCUUUUCAGAGUUGCCUCAGUCACAGAGAGCAAGUUGCCCUGAUGGGUCUGUGCAGUAUGGCGGCGGAGGGGGUGUGGAACAUGAGGUCGGUGUUCUACGAUGAUGACCUGCAGAACUACGGCCUGGAGGAGGCUGCCAUCUCGGCCCUCUUUCGCAUGAACGUCCUUCUCCGGGUUGACGACAGCACCGAGCGGUAUUACAUCUUCUUCCACCUCAGCCUGCAGGAUUUCUGUGCCGCCUUAUACUACCUCUUAAAGGGGCUGAAGAAGUGGAAUCAGCAGUGUCUGUUCGUCGAAAACCCAAAGAGGAGCAUCAUGACGCUGAAGCGAACCAACUUCAACACUCACCUCCUUGGGAUGAAGCGUUUCCUGUUUGGCCUCAUGAACAAGGACACGAUGAGGACCCUGGAGGCUCUGCUUGGAUGUCCUGUGUCCCCUGCUGUGAAGCAGAGGCUCCAACAUUGGGUCUUUGAAAUGGGUCAGCAGGUCAGCGCCACCGGCCCAGAGGAUGUUCUGGAUGCCUUCUACUAUCUCUUUGAGUCUCAGGACAAGGAAUUUGUCUGCUGGGCUCUGAACAGCUUCCAAGAAGUGUGGCUCCAGGUUAACCAGAAGAUGGACUUAAUGGUGUCUUCCUACUGCCUCCAGCACUGUCAGAGCUUGAAGAUACUCCGGGUGGAUGUCAGAGACAUCUUCUUAGUGGAUAAGAAUGCUGAGCUGUGCCCCAUUGCUCUCCUGCAGGCACAGGGUAAGUCCCUCAUCAUGGAGCUGUGGGAGGACUUCUGCUCAGUACUCAGCACGCAUCCAAAACUGAAUAAGCUGGAUCUGGGUAGCAGCGUCCUAAACGAAUGGGCCAUGAAGAUACUAUGUCUCAAACUGCGGAAUCCAGCCUGUAAUAUACAGAAUCUAAUGCUUAAGGGUGCAGAGAUAGCCGCUGGCCUUCAGUAUCUCUGGAUGACCCUCAUUAGCAACCGAAACUUAAAAUACCUCAACCUGGGGAAUAAUAAUCUGAAGGAUGAUGACAUCAAGUUAGUCUGUGAAGCGCUGAGACACCCUAACUGCUCCCUGGAGACUUUGCGAUUGGAUUCCUGCGAUCUGACCUCCACUUCUUACAGUAUGAUCUCCGAGCUCCUUCUCUCAUCCACCAGCCUGAAGUCUCUCAGCCUGGCAAGAAAUGGGGUGACAGAGAAGAGCAUGGGGCAGCUCUGUGGGGCCUUGAGUAGCUCCAGGUGUACACUCCAGAAGCUGAUACUGAACCAGUGCGACCUCAAAGGAGAUGCCUGUGGCUUCCUGGCGCUGACGCUGAUCAACAACAGAACGCUGACACACCUGAGCCUGACCAAGAACCCCGUGGCGGACGACGGCGUGAAGUUUCUGUGCGAGGCUAUAAAGGAACCAACCUGUCACCUGCAAGAGCUGGAACUGGUGGAGUGCUGGCUCACCGGGGACUGCUGCGAGAAUCUGGCCAGCAUGAUCACCAUGAACCAGCACUUGAAGAGCUUGGACCUCGGCUACAACAACCUGGGUGACAACGGAGCCAUAGCCCUGUGCAAGGGGCUGAAACAGAAUAACAGCUCCCUGAGGAGACUUGGGCUGGAGGCGUGCGGGCUGACUUUCGAAAGCUGUGAGGCCCUGUCGUCGACCCUCGAUAGCAACCAGUGCCUCACCAGCCUCAACCUGGUGAAGAACAGCUUCAAUACGCCGGGGAUGUUGAAGCUGUGUUAUGCCUUCCGCCAUUUCACCUCCAAUCUGCGUAUAAUUGGCCUGUGGAAGCAGCAGUACCAUGCCGAGGUGAGAAGGCAGCUGGAGGAGAUACAGCUCACCUGGCCCGACACGGUGAUCACUGGUGACUGGUAUUCCUUAGAGGAAGAUGACCGGAACUGGUGGAAAAACUGA
Microtus oregoni (creeping vole) is the source of this 2649-nucleotide messenger RNA. RefSeq names its product NLR family pyrin domain containing 5 (gene Nlrp5). Gene Ontology annotation, biological process: regulation of inflammatory response. Gene Ontology annotation, cellular component: subcortical maternal complex; cell cortex; mitochondrion. The transcript is spliced from 8 exons. The coding region runs from base 1 to 2649 and encodes 882 amino acids. The record is from RefSeq and is a predicted model, not a curated record. Gene Ontology annotation, molecular function: protein binding. Lineage: Eukaryota; Metazoa; Chordata; Mammalia; Rodentia; Cricetidae.